Molecule: messenger RNA, 2459 nt
Organism: Drosophila busckii
Lineage: Eukaryota; Metazoa; Arthropoda; Insecta; Diptera; Drosophilidae
Gene: Nup93-2
Product: nuclear pore complex protein Nup93-1
Exons: 4
Coding region: 64-2451 (795 amino acids)
Biological process (GO): poly(A)+ mRNA export from nucleus; protein import into nucleus
Cellular component (GO): nuclear pore
Molecular function (GO): structural constituent of nuclear pore
Source: RefSeq, a predicted model, not a curated record
GAUAUCUUUAGCUCAUGUUUUCUUGUUUCUUGUGUACAAAAGUUAAAAUAGUAAGAUUAUUAAAUGGAUUUAAGUACAUUACUGCAACGCGCCACCAGCUUGGCUAAGCAGAAUGUGGUCGAUUGUGAGCUGCCUGGCGUGGAGCGAACGCUCCAACAAGUGCUUCAGGCAACGGAGGAGAUGCACAGCCGUGUUACACAAACUGGCGCCAAGGAAAUGCAAGCGCAAAUGCUUCUUGGCUCGAAAGGAAUUGAUUUGCCAAAACUAAACCAGAAACUUGCGGGACUGAGCUCUGGAAAAACCUUUGAGCCGUUGGAAAUUGCUGGCGCCGAGACAGAUGUAUGCACGUUUUUGAAAAAUGAGCGUGAAAACGCUAUACUCUCUGUCAUAGAGGAUACAAAUAGAAAUAUAAGUGAUUCUGUAAACAAGCAAAAAUGGGGGCAUUUGACUAACAGUUGGAAUGAGGAAAAAACGCGCCUGCUGGACGCCUUAAUUGGUCCCUCUCAGAACUUUAUUGACUUGCAGCGCCUACCCGAGCAAACCAUACUUAAUCCACAAAGCUUGCCAAUGUCCUGCCUUGACAAAGUGGGUUUGCUGUAUGCCCAAGAGCUGUGCCAUUACAAUACAUUAGUCUUGAAAGGCCGCGACCGUCCAAAUUUGUUACAAAGAUUUGCCCAGCUUGUUAGCACAUUUGGUGAUGCGCGCUUAACAGACAUGUGGAUUCAGUUGUCAUGUGUAACGCAGACGAGCGAUAUACCAUGCAACACGGACCCCAUCAAGCGUCGCCACCAGCAGCCAGAAUUUGUCUCGAAUGCGAAAACGUAUUUGGAGCGACGCUAUAAAGUGUACAUGAGCUCUGUGGUGGGAACGGCUAGCAGCACUGACAACUAUCAGCUUGUGCGUGCCUAUGUGCAUCGACUUUUUAGUGGACAGCAAACAAUUGGAUUGGUGGACACUGCUGGCGGCAGACCUCUAUGGCCACUAAUCUAUUAUAGUUUACGCUGCGGAGCUAUUGAUACGGCUCUAGAUUAUUUACGUGAAGCGGGCUCCAGUUGUGAAGACUUUGCGCAAUUCAUGACAGAACGCAUUGCGGGCGUUGUUAACUCGAAGAUUGAAAAUCAACUGAAGCUGCAGUAUGCGAACAAAAUUCGCAACUCAACAGAUGCUUACAGGAAAGCGGUUUACUGCAUAUUGCUGGCCUGCGAUACCAACGAAGCACAUGGUGAAGUGGCGAAAACCAUAGAUGAUUUUCUCUGGCUUAGAUUGGCCAUGCUUCGUGCAGGGGAUUCCACUGGUUAUGGCCAGUUGCAGUCGUUAAUCGUCGACAGCUAUGGCGAGAAGUACUUCAAUGCUGGUCAGCAGGCUCAUAUAUAUUUCCAAACCUUGGUACUUACUGGGCAAUUUGAGGCAGCCAUUGAGUUCCUCUCGCGCACGGACAUCAAUCGCGUACAUGCUGUACACAUGGCCAUUGCACUUAAUGAGUUGGGCUUGCUUGGCAGCGUUCGCAGCGUUGCCCAGCCACUGCUCACCAUCGAUAUAUUGGACCCGACACCAUUGAGACGUCUAAACCUGACGCGACUUAUACGUCGCUAUGUUGAACGCUUUGAGGCCACAGACACUGCCGAGGCACUGCACUACUUUUACACACUACGCAAUCUGCAUGAUCCCAAGGGACACAAUAUGUUUCUCAAAAGCGUCUGUGACUUGGUCGUAGAGAGUGGAGUGCUGGACACUAGCAAAUUUGAUUUAAUAUUUGGGCGACGACACAGCGAAGAAAACGUCAUGAGGGGACUGUUCCAAGAGUUCAGCUGCGCUGACUUUGAUACACAUACAAUGGCAGCCUUGGUAGCCGAUGAGCUAGUGGCUCGUGGCAGCUUUGAGAUGGCUGUGCGUCUUUAUGAUAUGGCUGAUAAAUUAAAUCUGGCACUCAAGCAUAUAUGUAUAUUGCUUGCCCAGGUUGUUCAACAGCGGCCAGUAGAGGGUGCACUGCGUGCCCGCCUCAGUUUGGAAGCUGAGCGUUUUGCCACACGUCUGCUUGUGGAGCAAGUAGAUGUGGAGCCUAAAAUAUUAGCUAGCUUCACACUACUGCGUGAUUUGCUCAAAUUUUUCGAUAGCUUUCACGAAGGCCAGUCCGUGGCAGCAAUGCAAAGACUUGCGCGUACAGGACUAGUUCCUUCUAAUAUUCAGGAAGUGGACAGCUGUUUGGCCAAUGCUAAGAGACUCAGCGGAGAGGUCAUCAAGGUACUCCCCGAAGUAAUGGUGGCCGCCAUGGAUCUUACACUUACUCAAUAUAACCAACUGAAGUCAGAAGCGAAUUCUGGAAGCAGCAUGCAGCAGCGUCAGUUACAGCAUCUGCGUGAACGUGGUAAAGCUAUUGCUAAUAUGGCAGCCACAAUGCCUUUGUGUCCAACAAAUCAGCGUUUGCUGCAACUUAUACUGCAAAUGCAUUAAAAAUAAAA